Messenger RNA from Trypanosoma cruzi, 1356 nucleotides. RefSeq lists its product as uncharacterized. The transcript has a single exon. NCBI's taxonomy places the organism in Eukaryota, Euglenozoa, Kinetoplastea, Trypanosomatida, Trypanosomatidae. The record is from RefSeq and is a predicted model, not a curated record. The coding region runs from base 1 to 1356 and encodes 451 amino acids.
AUGCUUACAUCGCUGCCCAGACCGCUUCAUCUUUCGCAGAUGCCGUUCAGUUUGUUUCUAAAAGGCCUGUUGUCGGACGAAGGAAGCGAUAAUGGGCUUAUGGAGGAAGUUGUGCUUGCACUGUUAAAUUUGUCGAUGGAAGAACUACGCUCCUCCAAUGGUCCGAAAGUCUUGACACGAGGUAAAGACUGGUUCGGCAGCAUGGUUGAGUUUGUGGCGGUAUGCAGCGGUAACAAAAAGACACGCCCACCGCGGCGCCCGAAGGUUGUCUCGUACGAAGAAGAAGAAGAGGAAGAGGAAGAGGAGGAAGACGACAGUGACGAGACGGGGGACGAAGAAGAGGAGGAGAGUCAAAACACAGAAUGGGAGGAGGAAAGAGACGAUAAUGAUGAUGAAGCGGAAUCCGCCGAAUCAAACGGGGAGGAAGAGGGAAAAGUGCAAGCAGAAGGGGAAGAAAAGAAGGAAAGCCUGAAAAAAAAAAAGACCUCAGAAAAUGAGACAGACAAAUUGGACGCGGGGAUAAAAGCCACGCUGGAAAAAGUAGCGGAGCUGCGGCAAAUGGCCGCUUGGGGUAACGUGGACAUAGAGGAUCGGUUAAAUCUUUUGCGGUACAUGGUGUUGGCGGCUCUUAGCUCUCCCGUAGCGAGGGAAGGGGCGGAAAAUAUUAGAAAGAUGCAUGAGGAUAUGCAGGUAACGAUGGAAAAGCGAACGAAGGAAAUUCGAGAAGGAGUCCAUAAGGAACUUACUUCUUUUCUUCGGCAUUUUUCUUCUUCGAAAUCAGCGAAGGGCAACUCCGAGACAUAUGAAUCCAAACGGAAGAAAUUGAUUGAAGAGAUGGAGCAGAAGCUGCAAAAUAUCGUGAAUGAAAAUUUGGGCAUGCAGGACGGAAAAGACAUUGGUGCCCUUAUCCGUCCACUCGGUAUGGACCGCUACCGACGAAUGUUUUGGCGAUUUCCAUUUGAUCGUCACGUUCUUGUUCAGUCGACUGCUGCCACGGAUCCAAACUUUCCCAUAUUGCCUGAGCCACGAGAACUUUUGACUGAGAGCGUGAAGGAUCUAAAACCCAAGUUGCUUGAUGACUCAGAUGAAGACAAUUUCAGUAAUGGAAAUGGCAAUGGCCAUACGAAUCACAGGGAAGAUGUCACGCAACGGGUGUGGGGCACUGUGCCGCCGGAAUAUUUAGGGCACUUCAUUGAGGGAUUAGACCAGCGGGGUGUAAGGGAGGCGGCGCUCCGACGCACCCUUGAAUCCAUUCAGCCCUAUUUGCUUAAUUUGAAGGAGCCGCCACUUGGCCGUGUGACUCGGACGCGGUCUCACAGCUUUGGCUAUUUCAAUAAGUUGAAAAUUGAACCAUAA